Messenger RNA from Rubroshorea leprosula, 3409 nucleotides. Lineage: Eukaryota; Viridiplantae; Streptophyta; Magnoliopsida; Malvales; Dipterocarpaceae. The record is from the annotation of a GenBank genome assembly.
CCAUCUCUCAUUCCCCAAAACCGUCCAAAACUAGCUCAAUUUGGAUUCUCUUGCUAAUCCAAGUGAACCCCAGAAUUUUUUUUUUCUUUAUUAUCUUAACCUCUCGAACGCAAAUUCUCUUUCUUGAUACUGAAUAGGUGCAGAUAUUCCUUACACUGUACAGAAAAAUUUAUAAUUUUCGAUCUUGUUCUUGUUCGACAAGGAAUGGAUUGAUUUCUUGGGUCGAUUAAAUGGGAAGAAAAAUCAGUAUCCAUUUGAUUCUAUGUCCGUCGGAAUGAAGAUUUUCGGUUUUGGGUUCUAAUAGCGCCGCCGGUUCUUUGACGGGAUCUACAGUAUAUGGUUCAGUUCACUCUCUGUAAUUCUAUUGAUUCAAAGCUCUGACUUCUUUUUUUUUCUUUGGCUGUAGUUUAUGUUUUUGUUGAUUUUGUAUUUGAACUUGUUCUUGGGUUUUACUGUCUUGAAUUUGCGUGAAUUGUUUUUGAGAUAGUGAGAGAGAGAGAUAGGAAUAUACAGAGAAAGGAAAAAACUUUAAAGUGGUUAAUAGCAGUAAUGGUCUCUGCAAAUGAUCCAAUUGAAUCCAUUUUUAAUUCGUUUCAAGUGGUGAAAGAUGUUCUUUUGCCGCUUGAGUCGGGUAUGAAGAAAGCAGCAAAAGAUCUUGAAAGUUGCUGGGGAGGCUCUAACAAGAAGGGAAAGAAUCUUGAUUUCAUUGCCCUAUGGAAUGGUGGUGAUAAGAAUCGUAAAGUGGAGACCUGUGGUAUGAAGAAGAAGAGCAGCCAAAGUGCUAAUAGUAUUAAGAAUGUGCAGUGUGAAAAUAGUGAUGAGAAAAAGAAAGGGUUGUUCAUCAACUUUCCAAUUAUGUCUUUCAUGGGAAGCUCACCAAAUAUGGGGAAUGAACAUAAUGAGAACAAGGCUGAGGUGGUGAAAAAAGGUUGGAAAGAGAUGGACGUGGAGAGAGAUGAGGGAUCCUGCAUAAAGUGCUUACAGUUUGCGGUGACUUGGUCGUUGUUGUAUAAUGGUUUUGUCCAGGCUUUCCCAAGUCCAUUUAAGUUGGGGAAGAAGAGAUUUGGGAAAAUAGGAAAGGAAGAUAAAGAGCAUUCAAAUUUUUGUACUCAUGGGUUGAAAUCGAAGGUUACAUGUGAGCUAAAGCAAAGGGAGUCAAGGGCUCAAUUUGCUAAUGGGGCCAAGAGUGAUAGUUCAGGACAUAAGGAAGGGAAACAUGUCUCACUUGAAUGUCUUGUAGGGUUUAUAUUUGAUCACUUAACUCAAAAUCUUCAAAAGUUUGAUCAGCAUGUGCAGGAAAAUAAUGAGAAUCAGUGUAGUUGUUCACCAACACCAUCUCCUCCCUCUCAAUUUGAUCAUUUGAGGGCACUGAAGAGUAUUUUUGAGGGUCGAAAAGCUGAUGUUAAUGGGUUUUUGGGAAAUCUGAAAUUUGCUAGGGUGGGAGGUGUGCCUUCAAGUAUGGUUGGAGUUACUUCUUCAGUUAAUGAAGAGGGCACUGCUGGUGUUAGCACUGAAAGUAGAGAAGAAACUGGGGGUAGUUCACCACAGAAGCUGGCCAUUGGGAUACUUAGCAUUCCCCUAUCGAAUGUGGAGCGUUUAAAAUCUACCUUAUCCACUGUGUCACUGACAGAAUUGAUUGAGCUUCUGCCACAAGUGGGGCGAUCCUCUAAAGAACAUCCAGAUAAGAAGAAAUUAUUUUCUGUCCAGGAUUUCUUUAGAUACACAGAGUCAGAAGGAAGGAGGUUCUUCGAAGAACUGGAUAGAGAUGGGGAUGGCCAAGUAACAUUGGAAGAUCUUGAAGUUGCAAUGAGAAAAAGAAAAUUGCCACGAAGAUAUGCCCGGGAAUUUAUGCGCCGCACCAGGAGUCAUUUAUUUUCAAAAUCAUUUGGCUGGAAACAGUUUUUGUCAUUGAUGGAGCAGAAGGAGCCAACUAUUCUUCGAGCUUAUACUUCUCUCUGUUUAAGCAAGUCUGGGACACUCCAGAAGAGUCAAAUAUUGGCAUCACUUAAAAAUGCAGGGCUUCCUGCAAACGAAGACAAUGCUGUUGCUAUGAUGCGGUUCUUGAAUGCAGACACGGAAGAAUCUAUUUCAUAUGGUCAUUUCCGUAAUUUUAUGCUUCUGCUGCCCUCUGAUAGACUACAAGAUGAUCCUAGGAAUAUCUGGUUUGAAGCCGCAACUGUUGUAGCUGUUGCACCACCAGUGGAAAUACCUGCUGAGAGUGUUCUUAAAUCUGCAUUGGCAGGGGGCCUUUCAUGUGCACUUUCUACUUCUUUAAUGCACCCAAUUGAUACUAUAAAGACUCGCGUGCAAGCAUCAACAUUGAGCUUUCCAGAGAUUAUUUCAAAGCUUCCACAAAUAGGAGUUCGUGGUUUAUAUAGGGGUUCUAUUCCUGCAAUUGUUGGACAGUUUUCGAGCCAUGGCCUGAGAACAGGAAUAUUUGAAGCAAGCAAGCUUGUAUUGAUAAAUGUUGCUCCAACACUCCCAGAUAUCCAGGUUCAAUCGUUGGCAUCAUUCUGUAGUACAUUUUUGGGGACAGCAGUGCGGAUUCCAUGCGAGGUACUAAAACAGCGUUUGCAGGCUGGCAUUUUUGACAAUGUUGGGGAAGCUAUUGUUGGUACCUGGCAUCAAGAUGGUCUGAAGGGUUUUUUUCGUGGCACUGGUGCCACUCUUUGCCGUGAGGUGCCAUUUUAUGUUGCUGGCAUGGGUCUAUAUGCUGAAUCCAAAAAGAUUGCCCAACAGCUUCUGGGACGGGAACUGGAACCAUGGGAAACAAUUGCAGUUGGAGCCUUAUCUGGAGGGCUCGCUGCUGUUGUUACCACACCUUUUGAUGUGAUGAAAACUAGAAUGAUGACUGCUCCGCAAGGUAGAGCCUUGUCGAUGUCAAUGGUGGCAUUUUCUAUACUUCGUCAUGAGGGGCCUCUCGGUCUGUUCAAAGGAGCGGUACCAAGGUUUUUCUGGAUUGCUCCACUGGGGGCCAUGAAUUUUGCCGGCUAUGAGCUGGCAAGGAAGGCCAUGGUCAAGAAUGAGGAAGCAGCUUGAGAUCAACAGACUGAAAAGAAGUUGGCUAAUUCCUGGUAAAUAACGCCCUUCUCUUGGUAAAAAUGUGAUCCAUAACAGCCCCUGGGGUAUUACCUAGAAGCUGGGCAAUUAUGAACUGCAGAAAGUAAAUGCACUUUUUCUGAAACUAGUACUCACGAUGUGCUUCGGAUUUCAUCUGUGGACAACUCCACCGUUCUCUCCAAGGCAUUCUAAUUUCCAUCACAGUUUUCACCCUUCGUUACCUUGAGCUUGGCUUUUGAACAAUAUUUGCUCUGCAGGGGAGAAAUGUUCUUGGGGUAAAUUUUGUAUUUUUUGUCACAAUUUGCAGAAUUUGUGUACAUCUACAUCCUAUGUGCAGUUGGUUCCCUCU